AUGGAUACGCCCACAGGUCUCUCGGGUCAACCCGAGCCAGUGUCCAAUCCCUCUCGGCCUAGCACUCUGCCCGAAGAGACAGAGCAUGCGUACUGGGCCGAGUACGAGGAGGACACAACCACUCCAGAUGAAGAUGAGAUGAAAGAGAUCGACGGCGGAGACUCGGACUAUAGCGCCUCAGACCACAAGUACUGGGAAACCAACUUCUUCCGGGACUUGGGCGAUCCCGAGUAUGUACCCACCGAAAAGGCACGGCUCACGUGGACCUUGAAGGGAGUGCGAGGUACUCCGGCGAACCCAAAUCGGCACAAAGUGAUUCGGUCUCCUGCAGCAUUCGUCGGAGGCUAUUGGUGGCGCAUCAAGUUCUACCCCCGGGGGAACAAUGUCAAUGCACUGAGUGUCUAUCUCGAGUGUUCUACGACCAUGCCUCCACCGGACGAUGACCUUCCCCAAAUGGAGUUCACCGUUCGCCGGGGUGGACCGGAUAUCUCCCUUGACGAUCACGCCCCGGAGGUGGAGUCGAAGACCGCCGCCACACAAGAUACAGAAGCGUGGCUGGAGGGCUACAAGUCUCAAUAUGAGGCGGCCAGGAACGCUUCGCCCGCAGCCGAUACGCAGGCAUCCGCUCCGUGGCGCGUGCCCGCCCAGGUGGGUGUGAUCGUAUACAACCCACAAGAGCCACGUACCGGAUGGAUGCAAUCAUCGUGUCAUCAGUUCAACCCCCAUAACUUGGAUUGGGGGUGGACUUACUUCCACGGUCCAUGGGAUCAGAUUCACACCCGUCGCCGAGGUCAGCACCGUGCUCUCCUGAGUGACGACACGCUCUCCUUUGAUGCCUACAUCCGAGUGGUCAAUGACCCUACUAAAUCGUUAUGGUGGCACCCAAGCGAUUCCGAGCCUACUUGGGACAGUAUGGCAUUGACUGGGUACCGGCCUUUGGGCGACUCAAUCAUCAAUCACAGUCCAGAGGUGGCUGGCCUUGCCUCGUGGUUGCACAUUGCUCCUUUUUGCGACAUCAUCAAAGGCAUUGAUGUGCUUGAGCACCUCAGCAAUUUCCAGGCAAAGCCCAAACCUUUGUGUGAUGCUCUGCAGAGGCUUUUGUGGCAACUUCGCCGACAGACGCAUUCCCCAAGCUAUGUAGAUACCGACGCAGUGACAACAACCUUGCGCAAUCUACACGAAUUCUCAAACGAUGUAUCCGAGUUUUGGGAACGCCUACGACGCACUCUAGAACUCGAGCUGGAGGGAACGGAAGCCGGCACGAAGUUUGCCGAACUAUUCGACAGUCCAACCGGGGACUCCCUUGCAUCCAAUGGUGAAAUUGUGAACAGGUUGCCUACGGACUUCAACUCGCGCCUGUACAUGCGAAUCGACCAAACCAAAUCCGUCUCGGAAGCGGUAAGCAGCUACUUGGAUACCAAGCCCGGCCGUUGGUCACUUCCACCGGUCUUGCAUGUUGAAAUUGGCCGCCAUACAUUGGACAAGGCCAAGCGCUGGCAGCUACGUUAUGACAAGGUUCAACUGGACGAGGAGUUGGAUCUCGCUCCUUGGGUGGUCGAUGGCCAAGGGAGCAAGUAUGUUCUGUAUGGAUAUAUCGUACACCGUGGCCGCCGUACUUCCGGCAAAUUCUUCAGCAUCCUCCGCCCGGCCGGUCCGGGCACCACAUGGCUCGCUUUUGAUGAUGGUAGUGACAAUCGCGUUGAGUGUCUGACUCAGAAGACCGCGAUGGGCCCGCACCUGGGCCUUGACCCUUCCCAGACUGUUGACCACAAGAAGGGACAUGACAUACCCGUUAUGGCGAUGUAUGUUCGCGGUGACAUGGUAUCCGAGCUGUUACCCGGUUCGCAGGAACCCUGGGAAAUCUCUGAAUCCAUGAAGCAAUAUUAUGAAACGGGUGUCUACCAUACAAGCGAACAGCCUACAGAUGAUGUUCAGAUCGAAGUCUAUUCGCUGCCUGAAUAUGACAAACUGACAAGUCUAUUUGAUUCAUAUGAUCUUAUGGCUCAGGCCAAAGCAGCAGACAGUGUCAUUCAUAUGACCUUGCCCCGUUCAUCACGACUAGCUGACCUACGCAAAAAGAUUGCUUCGCAUAAGCAUUCGGACUCGGAGCCAAUCAACCCUGAGCGCAUUCGCUUCUGGCAAAUUGGUAACACGUUCGCCCAGACUGGGUCAUCGGUCACCUUUGACCAUGCAACGGAUCUCAAUGUUCCAUUGGAUUCGUCUCUGAACAUCGUUCGAUUCUGGAUGGAAAUUAUCACGGAAGAGGACGCUCAAUUCUUUGCGAUCCCCGACCCUCCUGCGGUCAUCGCCCUAGAUGAUAAACUUGAAGACCACCUCGUUCAAUCUUAUGGACCUGAGGCCGUGGAAAAUGCGUCUUCAUCUGUGGUGGAAGGAGAUGCCAUUGCCAGUUCAUCUGGAAAUGUCCCCCGAGAAGCCACUACGGUUCCGAGCACCGCUAGCCUGGAAAGUGACGAUGAUAACGCAUCAUCUCAGCUUGCUGUGGUCUCGCCGGAGAUUGCCGAUUCUGUCACUGAGGGAGAGAAUGAAGUGGGUGGACAGCGAGUGGCUUUUACAGAAGCCACGAGCUCAGCUCCUGUUACCUCACUCGAGGCUAGAGCAUCUCCCACAACGACGGCCCCAAGUCCCGUUGAGCCUGGCAUUGAGUUACCCGUUUCCCACGCAUACUAUUUCAUCCAGAUGUUUGACGCAGACGCCCAAGUUCUGAGAACCGUGGGGUCGUUCUUCUCCAAACUGGAUGCCAACGUCAAAGCCUCAAUUCGACGCCACCUGAAGCGAUCCAUCCGACAAGACUUCCUAAUGUGGAAGCGAGUUGAUGGUGCAACGGUCACCACAGUGUCACCCGCCGACAGUUUUGAUGAUGUGAUGGCUCCGCACGGUGCCUGCUUCAUCGUUGGAGACAAGCUCACGAAAGACAAGCGCUCUGAGCUCGCAUCUUCCGGCUCAUUGACCAGUCCCGAUCGUCUAGUCCAAUAUCUGUGGGCCCAUUCGCGCGGUCAUCCAAUUCACGGAUUUACCGGACACAAGAUCAUUGAAGCCACAUUCACCCAAGACUACUACAGUGGUGACUUUGUCAAGGGUCAUCAGCACGGCAAAGGAACCCACAUAUCCGGCACCGGCAUGGUCUACGAGGGUGACUUCGUCUUUGGUCGACGCCAUGGGAAGGGCAAAUUAGUCUAUCCCACGGGCGAUUCAUACGACGGCGAUUGGGUCGAAGAUGUCUGCCACGGACAAGGCACAUAUAUCGAGAACACGACGGGAAAUAAGUAUGUUGGCGGAUUCAAGGACGGCAAACGUCACGGCAAGGGAAUCAGCUACUGGGAGGUCGCGGAUGCAGAGCUUGACCUGUGUCAGAUCUGCUACACUGAAGAAAUGGAUGCCGUGUUCGCCGAGUGUGGUCAUCUGUGUUCAUGUGUGACGUGCGCCAACCUCGUGAGCCUGUGUCCAAUGUGCCGCAAAGAGGUUAAGAAAGUGAUCAAGAUCUAUCGGGCAUAG
This is a messenger RNA of Penicillium olsonii, 3513 nucleotides long. Lineage: Eukaryota; Fungi; Ascomycota; Eurotiomycetes; Eurotiales; Aspergillaceae. The record is from the annotation of a GenBank genome assembly.